AUGGCCCUGGUCAUGGAACCCGUGAGCAAAUGGAGCCCAAGUCAAGUGGUUGACUGGAUGAAAGGGCUGGACGACUGUCUGCAGCAGUACAUUAAGAACUUUGAGCGGGAGAAGGUGGGUGGAGACCAGCUGCUCAGGAUCACCCAUCAGGAGCUGGAGGACCUGGGGGUGUCCCGCAUCGGCCACCAGGAGCUCAUCCUAGAGGCCGUGGACCUGCUCUGUGCUCUGAACUAUGGCCUGGAGACGGAGAACCUUAAAACCCUCUCGCACAAGCUCAACGCCUCGGCCAAGAACCUGCAGAACUUCAUCACGGGUCGCCGGCGCAGCGGUCACUAUGACGGCCGCACCACCCGCAAGCUCCCCAACGACUUUCUAACCUCUGUGGUGGACCUCAUCGCUGCUGCCAAGAGCCUGCUGGCCUGGCUUGAUAGGUCACCCUUCGCUGCAGUGACGGACUACUCGGUGACCAGGAACAACGUCAUUCAGCUGUGCCUGGAGCUCACCACCAUAGUGCAACAGGAUUGCACUGUCUACGAAACAGAAAAUAAAAUCCUCCAUGUGUGUAAAACGCUGUCAGGAGUGUGUGACCACAUCAUCUCGCUGUCGUCCGACCCUCUGGUGUCCCAGUCUGCUCAUCUGGAGGUGGUCCAACUAGCCAACAUCAAGCCAACCGAGGGACUGGGCAUGUACAUUAAGUCGACGUAUGAUGGCCUACAUGUGAUCACAGGGACUACGGAAGGGUCGCCCGCUGACCGCUGUAAGAAGAUCCAUGCAGGAGAUGAAGUGAUCCAGGUGAACCAUCAGACCGUGGUGGGCUGGCAGUUGAAAAACUUGGUAAACUCUCUGCGCGGCGACCCCGCCGGCGUGACGCUGACGCUGAAAAAGCGUCCCCAGAGCACGCUCACCUCCGCCCCCGCCUUACUAAAGAACAUGCGAUGGAAGCCCCUGGCCCUGCAGCCGGUGGCCCCCAAGAGUCCCACGAGCAGCUCGGCCACGCCCACCAGCACCAUCAGCACGCCCUCCAAGAGGGACAGCUCCGCCCUCCAGGACCUCUUCAUCCCGCCCCCUCCGGCCGAACCCUACACUCCCAGAGACGAGAGGGGGAACCUCCCUCCCGAGGAGGUGCCGGACAGCAUCUCGGUGGCCAAGGGCUCCGAGUCGCCCAACUCCUUCCUGGACCAGGAGUACCGGCGGCGCUUCCCGCAGAUGGAGGAGGAGGCCAUGCUCUACUGCUACGAGUACGAGCACGAGCCCAGCCCGCGCGAGCGCGAGAGGGAGCGGGAGCGCGAGGCCAGCAGCCACAGGGACAGGGAGAGGGACACCUCCACCUACGGGAGGUUGCGGCCCAUCUCGAUGCCCGUGGAGUACAACUGGGUGCCAGACUACGAGGACCCGGCCAAGUUAAAGAGAGAGGGCAGGAGAGAGAACACUCUGCUGCGGUACGUGGGUGAGGACAAAGGCGGCGUACCUGAGGAGUACCUGACGGGGCGCAGCGCCAAGCGGGACACGGGCAAGCGUGGCAAGAAGCGCGGGGAGAAGGGCGGCAGUCCGGCGCACUACAGCCUGCUGCCCGCACUGCAGAUGGAGGUGCUGCGCCAGGAGUCCAUGUCCACCCCCAGCCCCGACUCCACCUCACUCUAUCAUACCUUCCAGGCGUCGUCCCUGCUGUCGAAAACCAAGAAGAAAAGCAAGGCCGGUCCCCUGUCGAGCAUCAGUAAGCGGCGGAUCUCGUGUAAGGACCUGGGUCGUGGCGACUGCGAGGGCUGGCUCUGGAAGAAGAAGGACGCCAAGAGCUACUUCUCCCAGAAGUGGAAGAAGUACUGGUUUGUGCUGAAGGACACCUGCCUCUACUGGUACAUGAACGAGGAGGACGAGAAGGCUGAGGGAUUUGUCAGCCUGCCCGAGUUCAAAAUCGACCGCGCCAGCGAGUGCCGCAAGAAAUACGCAUUCAAAGCCUGCCACCCCAAAAUCAAGAGCUUCUACUUCGCCGCCGACAGCGUGGACGACAUGAACAGAUGGCUGAGCCGGCUCAACAUGGCAGCGGCUGGCUACGCUGAGAGGGAGAGGAUCAGGCAGGAGCACGCUGACUACUGGAGUGAGAGUGACCAUGAGGACAACGAGACGCCAUCGACCCCCAAGCAGGACAGCCCUCCACCCCCCUAUGACACCUAUCCACGCCCACCCUCAAUGACCUGUGCCAGUCCCUACCUGGAGCCCAAGCACGGCCGCCUGUCCUCCACCGAGACGUCGCAGUCGCGCUCGUCCCACGAGGAGUACCGCAGCGAGCCACAAGGGGGCGGCAGCAGCAGCGGCGGCGGCUCGCCGGCGCGCAAGUCGGCCAGCCAGCGGCGCUCGUGGCAGGACCUGAUCGAGACGCCGCUGACCAGCUCGGGCCUGCACUACCUGCAGACGCUGCCGCUGGAGGACUCGGUCUUCUGCGAGCCGGGCGGCGGGGGGCUCUCCCCGGCCGAGGCCCGCCGCCAGUCCACGCUGCCCGCCCAGAGGAGCCUGAUGGCGGACCACUACGGGCCGGCGCCGGGGGGCGAGGGCUCCGGUGGCGGCGGCGCCGGAGGAGCCCUGGGCUUCGACCGGAUGCUGCUGCUGCCCGACCCGGGCCUGGCGGCGGGGGGGAAGCCGCGGAGCUUCACGCUGCCGAGGGACAGCGGCCUCCACGCGCUCCUCACGCCGUCCGCCAGCAUGGAGCAGCGCGACCCUGUUGUGCCUCCAGAGAUGUAGCAGAUGGAGAAAGACGAGGAGAGUGAGGGAAGAAAGGAAAUGUUUGGGGAGAGAGAGAGUGAACCGCUGGAGCACCGGCACGCCGACUCCCUGGGCGAUCUGUACCGGGCGCUGGAGCGGGCCAGCCUGUCCCCGCUGGGCGACCCGCGCCUCUCCACGCGGCUGGACUACAAGCGCUCGUUCGUCCGGCGCUGCAACGACCCGCUGCUCAACGAGAAGCUGCACCGGCUGCGGAUCCUGCAGAGCACGCUCAAGGACAGGGAAGGGGAAGUAGCUGUGAUUGACAAGCUGCUGACCCAUCCACAGCUGACCUCCGCCUCGCUGCGGGAGUGGAAGAGAAUGUACCUGGAGGUGUUCUCGGAGGAGCCGCAGCACGAGCGCGAGCCGACGCCCAGCCCUGAGUCAGAGCCCAGCCCCGGCCCCGGCCCGCCUACGCUCUCACACACACACUCCUACAUCGAGACCCAUGUGUGA
This is a messenger RNA of Sardina pilchardus (European sardine), 3210 nucleotides long. RefSeq names its product connector enhancer of kinase suppressor of Ras 2a (gene cnksr2a). Lineage: Eukaryota; Metazoa; Chordata; Actinopteri; Clupeiformes; Clupeidae. Gene Ontology annotation, biological process: regulation of signal transduction. Gene Ontology annotation, cellular component: membrane; cytoplasm. The transcript is spliced from 23 exons. The record is from RefSeq and is a predicted model, not a curated record. Gene Ontology annotation, molecular function: protein binding.